CAGUAUAUUAUAUACUCGUAGAAUAGAAGAGCGCCUGAGCCUCCGCCCGCCGCCGUCGCCCACGCAACCUUGCUCCUCCGCUCGCUUCCUCCCCGCCGGCGACGACGCGAUGUCUUCCGAGCCCGAGAAAGCGCCGCCCGCCCCCGAAGCGGGCGUCCCCGCAGCCACCGUCAGCAAUAAGCAACGGAAGAGGGACGCCAGGAAGGCCGAGAAGGCGGCCAAGUACGCGCAGGCGCACGCGCAGCAGAAGCCCGCCGCCGAGGACCCCUCGCCGGAGCACGAGAAGCAGAAGCAGCAGCAGCCCGCCGCCGCCGAGGACGACCCCUCGGCGGCCAACUACGGCGACGUCCUCCCCGGGGAGAUCCUCCCCGCGGCGGUCCCCGACGGACCGUGGGCCGAGAUCGGCCACCUCGACACGGCCGCCGCCGGCCGCUCCGUGCUGGUCCGCGCGACGGCGCAGGCGGUCUACCGCGGGUCCAAGACCAAGAACGUGGCCUUCCUCAAGCUGCGGCAGGGGAUGAGCACCGUGCAGUGCGUGCUCGCCGGCAGCGCGCAGAUGGCGCUCUUCGCCUUGUCCCUCCCCAAGGAGUCGAUCGUCGUCGUGGAGGGCGCCGUCGCCCUCCUCGACGAGCCCCUCAGCUACACCACAGUGCAAGAGGUGGAGAUUAAGGUGAGGAAGCUCUACUGCAUCAGCAGGGCCGACCCGAAGCUACCCAUCAGCGUCGAGGACGCCGGCCGGAGUUCGGCGGAGUUUGCAAAAGCUGAAGCAAAGGGAGUGCCACUUCCCCGCGUUGGUCAGGACACACGCUUGGACUAUCGAGUUAUUGAUGUGCGGACACCGACCGGUCAAGCCAUUUUCCGUAUACAGCAUCAAGUUGAAAACAAAUUCAGGGAACAUUUGUCGUCAAAAGAUUUUAUCGGGAUCCACACUCCAAAGCUGAUUUCUGGGUCAAGUGAAGGUGGAGCAGCAGUAUUCAAACUUGAAUAUAAGAAUGGCAAGUCUGCUUGUUUGGCACAAUCCCCUCAGCUGCACAAGCAGAUGGCUAUCUGUGGUGGGUUCCGUCGUGUAUUUGAGGUUGGGCCCGUGUUUCGUGCAGAAGACUCCAACACACAUAGGCAUCUGUGUGAGUUUGUUGGUUUGGACGCUGAAAUGGAGAUUAUGAGGCACUACUUUGAGGUUUGCGAUAUUGUGGAUGGAUUAUUUGUAGAAAUUUUCAGACACUUGAAUGAAAAUUGCAAGAGGGAACUUGAGGCAAUUAAUAGGCAGUAUCCAUUUGAACCACUGAAGUACCUAGAAAGUACCUUGAGGCUCAGUUACGAGGAAGGAAUACAAAUGUUGAAGGAAGCUGGAACAGAAAUUGAGCCUAUGGGUGACCUCAACACUGAAGCUGAGAAAAAACUUGGUCAGCUUGUUAGGGAGAAGUAUGACACUGAGUUUUUCAUUCUCUAUCGAUAUCCUUUGGCGGCACGCCCCUUCUACACCAUGCCUUGCUAUGAAAACCCAGCGUACAGCAACUCUUUUGAUGUCUUCCUUCGAGGCGAGGAAAUAAUUUCCGGAGCACAAAGAAUACAUGAACCCGAGCUGCUGGCCAAACGUGCGGCCGAGCAUGGAAUCGGGAAGAGUUCCAUCAAGUCAUACGUCGACUCAUUCAGGUACGGCGCACCUCCUCAUGGCGGGUUCGGGGUCGGGCUGGAGAGAGUGGUCAUGCUGUUCUGCGGACUGAGCAACGUCCGGCUGGCAUCGCUUUUCCCUCGUGACCCGCAGAGGCUGAGCCCAUGACCCCUCUUCCUCUUAAGAGCGAGUCUGAUCCAUGCUUAUUCUAGCCUUGAUGAACCUUCUCGAUGCUUAGUUACCUCUACCUUUUAAGCAACGUUCUGCUGUAAAAUGGUUACCAAACUCUCACCUUGAUGUGCGUAGUAGUAGGCUAGUUUCGGUAGCAGAUCAAAGACUUGAGCAUGGAGAAGUUUGCGGAUAAUUGAGAAUCGAUAGUUAACUGAAGAAGGUUUGCAGUAAUUCA
Molecule: messenger RNA, 2018 nt
Organism: Triticum aestivum (bread wheat)
Lineage: Eukaryota; Viridiplantae; Streptophyta; Magnoliopsida; Poales; Poaceae
Product: aspartate--tRNA ligase 2, cytoplasmic
Exons: 10
Coding region: 110-1780 (556 amino acids)
Biological process (GO): aspartyl-tRNA aminoacylation
Cellular component (GO): cytoplasm; cytosol; aminoacyl-tRNA synthetase multienzyme complex
Molecular function (GO): RNA binding; ATP binding; aspartate-tRNA ligase activity
Source: RefSeq, a predicted model, not a curated record